Messenger RNA from Sorex fumeus (smoky shrew), 2614 nucleotides. It is a transcript of the gene PDHA1, whose product is annotated as pyruvate dehydrogenase E1 subunit alpha 1. Gene Ontology annotation, cellular component: intracellular membrane-bounded organelle. Gene Ontology annotation, biological process: pyruvate decarboxylation to acetyl-CoA. Bases 111 to 1283 code for a protein of 390 amino acids. The record is from RefSeq and is a predicted model, not a curated record. Gene Ontology annotation, molecular function: pyruvate dehydrogenase (acetyl-transferring) activity. NCBI's taxonomy places the organism in Eukaryota, Metazoa, Chordata, Mammalia, Eulipotyphla, Soricidae. The transcript has 11 exons.
GCCUGGGGCGGGGCUUGAACGCGGGCACCUGAAGGAGACUUGGGGACAGCCCGGCCGCGCCGCCCGGGUCGUCGGGACACGUCUCUCCCGCCGCCACGCUCCAACGCUUUAUGAGGAAGAUGCUCGCCGCUGUCUUCCGCGUGUUGGCCGGCGCCUCCCCGAAGCCCGCAAGCAGAGUGCUGGUGGCAUCCCGAAAUUUUGCUAAUGAUGCUACGUUUGAAAUUAAGAAAUGUGACCUUCACCGACUGGAGGAAGGUCCUCCUGAAACAACAGUGCUCACCAGGGAGGAAGGGCUCAAGUACUACAGGAUGAUGCAGACUGUGCGCAGGAUGGAGUUAAAGGCAGAUCAGCUGUACAAGCAGAAGAUUAUCCGUGGCUUCUGUCACUUGUACGAUGGGCAGGAAGCUUGUUGCGUGGGCUUGGAGGCUGGCAUAAACCCCACAGACCAUCUCAUCACGGCCUAUCGGGCUCACGGCUUUACCUUAACUCGUGGUCUUACUGUCAGAGAAAUUCUUGCCGAGCUUACAGGUCGAAGAGGAGGCUGUGCUAAAGGAAAAGGGGGCUCCAUGCACAUGUACGCUAAGAACUUCUACGGGGGCAAUGGCAUCGUUGGAGCCCAGGUGCCCCUGGGAGCUGGGAUUGCACUGGCCUGUAAGUAUAAUGGAAAAGAUGAGAUCUGUUUGACUUUAUAUGGCGAUGGUGCUGCUAAUCAGGGUCAGAUUUUUGAAGCUUACAAUAUGGCAGCUUUGUGGAAAUUGCCUUGUAUUUUCAUCUGUGAAAAUAACCGCUAUGGAAUGGGAACAUCUGUCGAGAGAGCAGCGGCCAGCACAGAUUACUACAAGAGAGGCGACUUCAUCCCAGGACUGAGGGUAGACGGAAUGGAUGUCUUAUGUGUCCGGGAGGCGACGAAGUUUGCAGCUGCUCAUUGUAGAUCUGGAAAGGGGCCCAUACUUAUGGAGCUACAGACGUACCGUUACCACGGACACAGCAUGAGUGAUCCUGGAGUCAGUUAUCGGACACGAGAAGAAAUCCAGGAAGUAAGAAGCAAGAGUGAUCCUAUCAUGCUUCUCAAGGAUAGAAUGGUGAACAACAAUCUUGCCAGUGUUGAAGAGUUAAAGGAAAUUGAUGUUGAAGUGAGGAAAGAAAUUGAGGAUGCUGCCCAGUUUGCCACUGCUGAUCCAGAACCGCCUCUGGAAGAGCUGGGCUAUCACAUCUAUAGCAGUGAGCCACCUUUUGAAGUUCGUGGUGCAAAUCAAUGGAUCAAGUAUAAGUCUAUUAGUUAAGAUGUUUACACUUUCAGUGGGUUAUUUGCGUUCCUAUUUUUCCACUUAGAUCUAAAAAUAGGUAAUAGUUUCAAUGAACGUUCCUCAAGUGGUCUUUUUAGAGGUUCUACUUAUAAUGAUUUACUUAUAAUGAUUGUAAUCCAAUGUAUGUAUGUAUAUUCUUAAAACAAUUCCUUGUAAGCCCACCCCUUGUAAUGGCAUGAGUACUGAAGUGUAUUUCUUUAACAGAACGAUUUAUUAUAAUGAAGGGUAAAGGACAAUUACAUUUUAAAUAACACUCCUUCAAACUCAUUUCAAAUAGGCAAAUGGCUUAUACAUUCAAAUUACAUAAGGCAUAGUCCUAAAACAUGUUAAUGCAAUAAAACCAUCUAUGAGAAUAGUGCUUGAAAAACUAUCGAAGCUGAUAACUAAGCUGAAUAGUUUACUUCUUUCAAAGAUCCUUGAACAUCUCGUCUGUACUGGGAAAUUGCAGUCCACAGUUUGUAGACGGCGGUGCCACUGCAAAAUAAAGACAAAAUCCUUUGAGGAGCUCAUCUGGCUAAAAUUACAGUAUAUAUAAUUCUAGGUUUAUAUUCCCUAGCACACUAAAAAGAAAAAAAAUUGUCUCCCUGUAGAGAGGUGACAUUUGUACCGUGAGGGCUGUGCUGGGUGAUCUGUACAGGCAAUUAGCUAAGGAUGAUGUGAUAAGUUUCAUUAGAAGGAAGGUUAUGAGGUAGCAUGGCAUAGCAUGCCUUUUCUCCACUCCUUUCAACCAGAUAGGGAUGGUUCUUGUCUCACCAUCCGUUUUUCUCUGACUAUACCUUAGCUUCUUCCCGUCCUGUGUUUUUUUCUACCUUUAACAUGAAAACUUGAGUCUGGAAUAGAGUUUUGCUUUCAAAGUCAUAGGAAAGGGAAUGAAUUUCAGUAAUGGGAGAAAUUGUAGCAGUACUUUGUCACUUAAGUCAUUUUUCUGUUACACAAGUGUUUUAUCCUUACCGUAGUUUGAUGUAUCUUAAAUCUUCUUUAGUGAUAUUAUUUAGGAGAUCAAAAAGUGUAAGACCCUCUUCCACAAUCUGAAACAAAAAUCAAGUACUUUAGCAGUUGUGUUGGAAGAGUAGUAUGCAAAUGAAUUUUGGGGGUUGUGAAUUUACCGUUUCAAUUGUAUCUGCAUCCAGUUCUUGCAUAUGUAACCACUCUACAAGUUCUUCUACUCUCUGCUCAUUGGACCCAUGAGAGAAUACUGGAUUCUCUGUAAUAACAAUAAUGAUAAUAAUAAUGUUUUUGUUUUAAUGUGUAGCUUUUCAAAAACAAAACCAAAUUGGAUGAAAUAAAAUAUUCCUGUGUGACAUGAA